Rana temporaria (common frog) is the source of this 2582-nucleotide messenger RNA. RefSeq names its product mutL homolog 1 (gene MLH1). The coding region runs from base 170 to 2437 and encodes 755 amino acids. Gene Ontology annotation, biological process: mismatch repair. Gene Ontology annotation, molecular function: ATP-dependent DNA damage sensor activity; mismatched DNA binding; ATP hydrolysis activity. NCBI's taxonomy places the organism in Eukaryota, Metazoa, Chordata, Amphibia, Anura, Ranidae. The record is from RefSeq and is a predicted model, not a curated record. The transcript has 19 exons. Gene Ontology annotation, cellular component: MutLalpha complex.
GCUUGCUGUAUGUCUAGCGCGCCAACUUUCUGUGUGUAGUCCAGUGUGCGCGGUACAUAGGAAUGUGUCCAUAGACUCCGCGUGCAGUGUAUGAGGGGGACGGCGCUGCCUCUAGUGGGCUCUCGCCAUUGUAAACAUCCGCUGUGCUGCUGACACUACUAGUGCAGUCAUGCCGCUCACUGCUGGUGUGAUCCGCCGGCUGGAUGAAACGGUGGUCAAUCGCAUUGCAGCGGGGGAAGUGAUCCAGAGACCUGCGAAUGCCAUCAAGGAGAUGAUCGAGAACUGUUUAGAUGCUAAAUCAACCAGCAUUCAAGUGACCGUUAAAGAAGGUGGGCUGAAGUUAAUUCAAAUUCAAGACAAUGGUUCUGGAAUUAGGAAAGAAGACAUGGAAAUAGUUUGUGAGAGAUUUACUACAAGCAAACUACAGUCAUUUGAAGACUUGUCCAGUAUUGCCACUUAUGGCUUCCGUGGUGAAGCUUUAGCAAGUAUAAGUCAUGUGGCUCAUGUAACCAUCACAACCAAGACAGCAGAUGGAAAAUGUGCUUACAGAGCAAACUAUGCAGAUGGGAAACUUAAAUCUCCACCAAAACCAUGUGCUGGCAAUCAAGGAACCCAGAUAACCGUUGAAGAUUUGUUUUAUAACGUGACUACCAGGAGGAAAGCUCUGAAAAGCCCAAGUGAGGAGCAUGCAAGAAUAGUAGAGGUCAUUAGCAGGUAUGCCAUCCACAACUCUGGCAUCGGCUUCUCUGUUAAAAAGCAUGGAGAGACGAUGGCAGAUGUACGAACUUUAUCAAAUGCAACAACAGUGGACAACAUCCGGACUAUAUAUGGGAAUGCUGUAAGCAGGGAGCUAAUUGAAGUUGGUUGUGAAGAUGCAAAACUGGCAUUUAAACUUAAAGGUUACGUAACUAAUGCCAACUAUUCAAUGAAGAAAUGCAUUUUUUUGCUUUUCAUUAAUUCAAGGCUUGUAGAAUCCACUGCUUUGAAGAAAGCUAUAGAAACCGUUUACGCUGCUUAUUUGCCAAAGAACACCCAUCCAUUCUUGUAUCUGAGUUUGGAUAUAUCACCUCAGAAUGUUGAUGUCAAUGUUCAUCCAACAAAGCAUGAAGUUCAUUUUCUACAUGAAGAAACCAUUAUCGAAAAAGUUCAGCAACACGUAGAGAGCAAGUUGUUGGGAUCAAAUUCCUCAAGGAUGUAUUUUACCCAGACUAUGUUGCCAGGAGCAUCUAUCUGUGCUAGUGAACUUGUGAAACCUACAUCCAGCACAUCUUCUACAUCUCAAAAGUCUGGAGAUAAAGUGUAUGCUCAUCAAAUGGUACGCACUGAUGCCAGAGAGCAGAAACUGGAUGCCUUUCUUCAGCCCUUAGCCAGACCACAGCCACCUAGUGUUCUUGAAAUCAGUGUAUCUAAAGUUGUUGAAGAUCAGAAAGGGGACACAGGAUUGUCACAGAAUGCCUCCGUGGAAGAGAUUAAUGAUUUUGAAAUGCUCGAUGCUUGUCAGGUUGCUGAUAAUACCAAGGAAUGUGAAAUUCCAAAAGAUAAUGCUGUAGCGAGUACAUCAUUCGCAUGUGAACCACCAAGGACGAAGAGGCCACGUCGUGAUUCUGAUACUGAGAUGGUAGAAGUUGAAGCUGAUAAAACUGUGACGGCGGCUGCCACACCUAGAAGGAGGGUCAUCAGUUUAAUCAGUAUAUUGAACUUGCAGAAGGAAAUAGAGGACCGUGCUCAAAAAAAUCUGCAGGAAAUGCUGCGUCAUCACUCUUUUGUAGGCUGUGUUAGUCCACAGUGGGCACUGGCUCAAUAUCAAACAAAACUCUAUCUGCUUAAUACUACAAAACUGAGCCGAGAACUCUUCUAUCAAAUUCUUAUUUACGAUUUUGGAAAUUUUGGUAUUAUGAAAUUAUCUGAGUCUGCACCAAUAUAUGAUCUGGCAAUGCUGGCCUUGGACAGUCCUGAGAGUGGGUGGACAGAAGAAGAUGGUCCCAAAGAAGGUCUCGCUGAAUACAUUGUUCAAUUUCUUCAGAAAAAGUCAGAAAUGUUGAAAGAUUACUUCUCCCUUGAAAUUGAGGAUGGGAAUAUUACUGGACUACCACUCUUACUAGACAACUACAUUCCUCCCCUGGAAGGGUUACCAAUGUUCAUUUUGCGCCUAGCUACAGAGAUAAACUGGGAUGAUGAAAAGGAAUGCUUUGAAAGUUUUAGUAAGGAAUGCUCAAUGUUUUUCUCUCUCAGGAAGCAAUAUGUAUUAGAGGAGUCUUCUAGUCCUGAGGAUAAGGAUUUGGCACAAGACGCACCUUCCUGGAGAUGGACAACUGAACAUGUCUUGUACAAAGCCUUCAGGACACACCUGCAGCCUCCAAAACCAUUUGCAGAAGAUGGAUGUAUUUUGCAGCUCGCUAACCUUCCAGACUUGUAUAAAGUGUUUGAAAGAUGUUAAUGCACUGAGCUAUGCAGCAAGUGAUGAAAUACUGGGCUGUACAUUUCUUUUAUUUGUAUAUUUUCUUUUUUCAUUGUAUAGUUUGUAUAUAUCUAAUAACUAAUACUGACAAGAUAAAAUAAAGUGAAACUAUGUCUUCCAAAAA